GUGUAGCUCGAUCGGAGAAUCAGAAAUUCGCAUCAGGGACAUUACAGUAGGAAUAAAGAAGAUACUUUCGAUUACUCGUAGUAGCUGUCGCGCUACCCUAAUUGCAACCGGUCGAUGCGGAUGGGAUAGUAACUGAACGAUGGAAGCUAACGACGACGGCCCGUGGGGAAGGAAAGCCCCACUCAAUGGCGUGUCAGCGGAAACGCGUAGGACGCUUCGGCUGAGACACAACAUCAACAUCAACACCAACAAUUCUUCAACGACACGUAACUGAUUCUGCAAGCAUGGCGGUCUCUAUAUUCCAGCGGAAGCGUGAUCUGAUCUAUCUCGUCUUCUUCAUCGUGCACUUGCCAGUAAUGCUAGCAUUCGACCUCACAGCCUACUACCCAAUCCAAAUCAAACCCCUCUGGAUGUCCUCUCUACGCGACUGGUACAUAGCUACAUAUGGCGACCGUUUCUUCUAUAACGCUCCGGCCUGGUUCCCCGUUCUAACUUUUCUUGAACUUGUCUAUCAUCUCCCCGUAACUAUAUGGGCCAUUCCCGCCUUGUUGCGCAACGAUCCACGCGUCCCUCUUGCCCUGCUGGUCUUCGGUAUGGAGACCAGUUUGACGACGUUGGUCUGUUUGGCAGAAAUGUUGAGUUGGGAUGAGUUGACGUCGGCACAGAGGGGUGUGCAGGGACUGGGCGGUAUGUACGGGGGUUAUCUGGCUGCCGGUAUCUUCAUGACUUUAGACUGCUAUGCCAGGCUGGAUCAGACGAUCGCAAAACUACACCGAGGACUGAAACCAGUGACAAAGAAGGAGCUGUGAAACCGUUCCAUCUCAGAUUGAAUAUCUGAGGAUGUUACCAUGACACACGUUAGCAUGGAGACCGAAUGCAUUCCGGUACAAGCAGCAACUUCAGAGAGCACAGAUGAAGCGAAGGGACCGAG
This is a messenger RNA of Alternaria alternata, 931 nucleotides long. RefSeq lists its product as hypothetical. Gene Ontology annotation, cellular component: endoplasmic reticulum. The transcript is spliced from 3 exons. NCBI's taxonomy places the organism in Eukaryota, Fungi, Ascomycota, Dothideomycetes, Pleosporales, Pleosporaceae. The coding region runs from base 285 to 809 and encodes 174 amino acids. The record is from RefSeq and is a predicted model, not a curated record.